AUGCCCAAUAGACAAGGUGACGCAGAAUCGCGAUUGCAUCAUCUUUCGGGAUACCCCUCUCUCGCGCACUUCAUCGCAAGCGAUCGCGACCGCACGACUCUAAUCUACAAGCGAUACGAUGAGCUCGCUGCAAGGAACCUCCUCUACCUACAAAGCGAGCUUGCCGAGCUUCAAGCAAGACAGUUUGUACUAGACCAGGCUGACCUCCACGCGAACCUGGAGACAAAGCAAUGCGCAAGGAAUUUCGCGGACUUUCAGAAGGCGACGGAGAUCAACGAUGUAGAUCAAGAAGAGCGAUGGAAGUUAAUGAAAGAUAUCCGAGAGACUUUGAAAGAGUACCGAGAAGCACUACUGUUCGAGAGCACAUUAGCAACACUUCCAAGACCACCCAAAGGAGUUCUACGCGCUUUCCAAAUGGAAUUUUACAACCAGAGUGACGGCAAAGGAGAGCCGUUUCCCACCCUUGGAGGACAUAGUGCAGGAAUAUACGACGAUAUCGAUGACUUGGUCGCUCUACGGGUACAAGACGAUCAAGACCGCUUGACCACCUUCGCGCAGGAGCAUUUGGCGUUCUUGUUUCCAGUAAGCGGCGCCAUUGUGAAAGGGCGGUAG
Alternaria arbusti is the source of this 612-nucleotide messenger RNA. RefSeq lists its product as uncharacterized. The record is from RefSeq and is a predicted model, not a curated record. The transcript has a single exon. The coding region runs from base 1 to 612 and encodes 203 amino acids. NCBI's taxonomy places the organism in Eukaryota, Fungi, Ascomycota, Dothideomycetes, Pleosporales, Pleosporaceae.